Molecule: messenger RNA, 3623 nt
Organism: Drosophila teissieri
Lineage: Eukaryota; Metazoa; Arthropoda; Insecta; Diptera; Drosophilidae
Gene: Pits
Product: probable E3 ubiquitin-protein ligase IRF2BPL
Exons: 4
Coding region: 627-2480 (617 amino acids)
Biological process (GO): regulation of transcription by RNA polymerase II
Cellular component (GO): nucleus
Molecular function (GO): transcription corepressor activity
Source: RefSeq, a predicted model, not a curated record
AAGGCCACACUCUAUCAGCGAGUUUUGUGGCGUCCGGUUGGCCUUUCCGUAUUCGCUGCGUCGCUGCGAUCUUGUUCCUCCACGUUUUUGGCGUCGUCGUACGUUUACGUGUCCCGCUUACUCGCGCGCACUCUCUCUCUUUCACUCUGCUGCGCGCGUGCCUAAGUGUGCUGUGUGUGUGUGUAUGUUUGUGUGUGCCUCUGUGUGCGUGCGUGAGGCGAGCAGCGCAGCGCAAUAGAAAAGAAGAAGCAGAAGCAAAAAACAUAAGUGAAUUUUUUUCGGGUGGAAGCGCGGUGAAAAAUGCGUGCCUGCGCGCGUGUGUGUGUGCGUGUGUGCGAAAAUCAAUACGAAAACAUGAAUAACAAAAGCUAAGAAAGAAAAAUAGCUACAACGCACAACAGAAAAAGAAGCUGAAGCUGAAACAUAAAAUACAAACAAGAAAAAAACGAGAAAAUAAUAAAUAAUAGGAAUAGGGUAGCCAGCAGGAAGGAACAGUUAGCCAUUCCAGUGAGCUAAAACAGCACACACACGCACGAACCCAUUUCCACAUCCAGCCCAUCCAGGGCUUCCAAUUGACAGUUGCCAGUUGCCAGUAGCCAGUUGCCAGUUUCCAGGACCGCAGCAGGAUGUCGCUGCAAACGAAAAGGCAGCACUGCUAUCUGUGCGAUUUACCCCGCAUGCCAUGGGCGAUGAUCAAUGAUUUCUCGGAGGCGGUAUGCCGCGGUUGCGUCAACUACGAGGGCGCCGAUCGCAUCGAGGCGGUGCUGGACGCCGCCCGCCAAAUGAAGCGUCUCCAUCCCGCCAGCAAACAGCAGCGUUCCCAUGAGAACGGCGAAGUAUCCGCCGCUGCAGCAGCAGCCGUCGUCCUGCAACAGCAGCAGCAACAACAGUUACAAGUUGGUCCAGUUCCGGGACCAGGACCGGGUUCCCAUCGCGGCGGUGGCGGAGGCGGUCCACCGGGUGCUCCGCCCGGCAGCGGUGUUCCCGGUCCGUCGGGCGCCGGUUCGCUGAGUUCGCUGGGCAAUGCCGUUGCUGCUGCCGCUGCCGCUGCUGCAGUGCAUCAUCACCAUCAGAUGCCCUAUCAAAUGCCCGUGCCACGCAUCGGUCCGCCACUGGACUAUCCCGUUAAGCUGGAGGAUGCGCCCGGUGGCGGUGUGCGACCCGUACGCAUUUCACACAUGACGCCCCACCACCUGCCGCCAAAUGCGACCCGCGGCGGAGGCGGUGCACCCGGCGUCGGUGUACCCACUGCCGGCAGUGGCGGUGGCAGCCUACCGCCCGCCCUCUCCGUAAAUCUAAAGCGACCGCCCAGCGAGGAUGUCGAUGUGGAUGUGAGCCAGCAGCAACAGCAAUCGGGACACGGCCUGCCGCCAGAUGGCGGUGCUGGCAACGCCCUAUCCGCCGGCGGAGGCGUGGCCGGUGGCGGUCCGCCCGGCAUCAAGCGCAGCGCCAUGGACGAUCCAACGGGCGGUGGCGGCCGACCGCCAUUGACGCGCGGCGAAUCCCUUCCAGCGGCGGUCAGCUACGUGCCCGAGCGGCAGCUCAGCGGACUCCGUGAUAAGCAGCAGCCGGUCAGAGCGCCCAGUUUCGAUGCAUCGACCUUCAAAGCAGAGCACAUGUCCCCGGCCAGCCGACGCAAUGGAUCGAGUCCGCCCUCGGGACCGCUGCCACCGCGCAGCGUACACUCGCCGAACAGUUCGGGUUCCUCGUCGGGACGUCGUUCUUCCGGAUCCCGUCACGUGUCCAGCACCACUGUUACCAGCUCCGAGGUGGGCGGCUCGAAUCCGGGCCAGGCGGUGGUUGCCGGCGGCCUUGGGGGCGGUGGCGGCGGAGGACCCGGCUCGAAUGCAGCCAGCGGCCAACUGGGCGGACCCAGUGGCGGCAGUGGACAGCUGAGCUGUACAAGCGGCGGACCGGGCGGCGGUGCCAGUUCCGGCAGCGGAGGCAAUGGAGCCAUUGGUCCCGCCUCGAUGGCGCCAAAUUCAGUGACCGGUGAUGGCAGUCCGGCCGGCGGUAAUGGUCCUUCCGGCAGCAAUGGCAGCGGCGGCUCAGUGAAUCCCGGUCCCGGCAGCAGUGGCAGUCAGGGCGGCGGCGGAGGCGGCACACCGCUGGCCAGCGGCGGCGGUUCGGCGGGCAGCGGCGGCCUCGGCGGAGCUCCAGGCAGCAGUGCCGCCUCAAAUUCAGCAGCGGCAGCGGCGGCGGCAGCUGCCCAGAAUGCCACGCUCAAGUGCACCCUGUGCCAGGAGCGAUUGGAGGACACGCACUUUGUGCAAUGUCCCUCGGUGAAUCACCACAAGUUUUGCUUCCCCUGCAGUCGCGAGAGCAUCAAACGACAGAAUGGACUGGGCAACGAGGUGUACUGUCCCAGCGGCGAUCGCUGUCCGCUAGCCAACUCGGUGAUACCGUGGGCUUUUAUGCAGGGCGAGAUCACCACCAUUCUGGGCGAGGAGGUCAAGGUGAAGAAGGAGCGCGAGUCUUAAUGUCCAUUUUACUGUAAGAAGCUGCGCAGGGCUUUGGAGCACUUUUGAGAGGCGACAACUCCCCGGAUAAUAUCUGGCAUCCAACUCUCGACACUCUCUGUUGGGUCAAUGGUUUAAGAUUGGGGGGAUUUUAAGGAGUAACCGUUUUUUUUUUGGCCACGGCGGCGGCAUCUCAACAGUAGCAGAUAUGAAUGUAUAUGCACUGUCUUUGUCCAUGACGACCGACCAAACAACAACAACUACAACAACAACAUCAACAGCAUCAACAACAACAAAACCACAAUUUUGUAGGCGUAAGCAACAAAAAACAAAUAAGAGAUGAAACCACGUAAAUGAAAAUUGCAAUUUGUUACCAGCAAAAUGAGUUUAUGAAGAAAGAAAACACCAAAACGCUCGCAAAUCAGAAAAUCAGUAAAACAAAUGUAAGCGAAUGCGUUGAUACACAUUUUUGUAGCUUACUUAUAGACGGGCGUUGGUAAAUUUGUCCAAAAAGAAAACCAACCAACACGAAAUUUCUACGAAAAUGCAUACGUAGUCAAGUGAGAAAGAUUUUCGAACCGAAAUGAAGCGAGAGAAACUUGAAAUUUUUCUUAAUAAAACGAUAGUAAACUAAAAUCAACCUAAUUGUAGCAGACACAAGCGGCAAACACAAACCACAAAUAAAGGAAAAUACACUUGCUGGCAUUAGAUAUAAAAUCCUUUUUUUUAAUACGAUUAUACAUAAAACCUAUACAUUAGACGAUAAUUAUAAUUCUGUUAUGUAGGCGAGCGAUUUAUUUCAUAAGUUACACUUAGUUUGCACUAAUUAAUUAAUUUAUUUCUAUACAUGUUGCCUAAUUUACAAUCGACAUUUUACCCUCCUUCCCUCACUCUUUUACUUUUUUUUUUUUAAAUACUUUUAUUCGGAUAAUACCAUUUUUUUUUUUGUAAGUUAACUAAUUUAAAACACAAUGAAAAAACGAAUGGAAACGAUAGAGAGAAAAACAGUUAUUAUGCUAAAGAAAUGUACAUACGUAUGCAUACCACAUAAUCGGAAUAUAAAUAUAUACAUAUAUUUAAUAAUAUAGAAAUAUAUUUCAUGUUGAACACGAAAUUGGCGGCAAAAACAAUUGGCAACACACCGAUAACGGAGUUGCAGUGGAA